CCCCAUUUUCAGCCCAUUCCAAAAAUAUCAGUGAACGAAGAGAGUGUGUGAGCGAGAGAAGGAGAGAGUCGAGAGUGCGUGUGAGAAGCUGCAAAAGAAAGAAUGGCUCAAACCAUGAUGCUCAUGCCAAGUGUCUCGGGACACUCGGUGGACUUGAAGAGACCUGAUCGUUUGCUUCAGUUCCAGAUCCAAAGAUUGAGGCCUAACUCAUCUUCUUUCUCUCAGAAUCUCCUGUUUAGCCCACUUCCUCCGCCUGCAGCUUCUCAUCGUUCCUCUGCAGUUUUUGCUCUCUUCAAGUCCAAGACCAAAGCCCCUCCUAAGAGGGUGGAGAAGGCUAAGCCGAAGGUGGAAGAUGGCAUUUUUGGGACAUCUGGUGGGAUAGGUUUCACCAAAGAGAAUGAGCUCUUCGUGGGUCGUGUUGCUAUGAUUGGCUUUGCUGCAUCCUUGCUGGGUGAGGCAAUUACGGGGAAAGGAAUUCUUGCACAGUUAAACUUAGAGACUGGGGUCCCCAUUUAUGAGGCUGAGCCUCUCCUCCUUUUCUUCAUCCUCUUCACAUUGCUCGGAGCCAUUGGAGCUCUUGGAGACCGUGGGCGGUUCGUCGAUGACCCCCCGACUGGGAUCGAUGGGGCUGUGAUCCCUCCCGGCAAAAGUUUCCGCUCGGCACUAGGUCUUAAGGAAGGAGGUCCGUUGUUCGGGUUCACGAAAGCGAAUGAGCUCUUCGUCGGAAGAUUGGCUCAGCUCGGGUUCGCCUUCUCUUUGAUCGGCGAAAUCAUCACCGGAAAGGGAGCUCUAGCUCAGCUAAACAUCGAGACCGGAGUGCCCAUCAGUGAGAUCGAGCCCCUCGUGCUGUUCAAUGUCCUCUUCUUCUUCAUCGCCGCGCUGAAUCCUGGAACGGGCAAAUUCCUGACUGACGAGGAUAUAGAAGAUUAAGACAAACUUUUGUGCACAGAGUGUGGUGUUAUUCGAAAUUUGUAAGUCAUGAUAAUACUGUUCACUGAAGCAGUUGUUUACAGCAUCUCUCAAGAGCCGAUAUUACGAGCCUCAUUUUAAGUUCA
Molecule: messenger RNA, 1055 nt
Organism: Syzygium oleosum
Lineage: Eukaryota; Viridiplantae; Streptophyta; Magnoliopsida; Myrtales; Myrtaceae
Product: photosystem II 22 kDa protein, chloroplastic
Exons: 4
Coding region: 103-930 (275 amino acids)
Source: RefSeq, a predicted model, not a curated record